AUGCCUAAUCAAGCUGGGCAAAAUCCUGGGCCUAACAUGCCUGGACCUGCCAACAACAUGAGGACUCCCAACAAUAUGGGCCCCCCGCCCCCCAACGCAGGUCCAAUGCCUCCCCACAACAACAUGGGUCCAAACUACAGUAAUCUGCAGCAGCCGAACAACUGGAGUGGCGGGCAGCCCAACAACAAUAGCAAUCAGAUGUCGCCGCCACUGCCUAACUACAAUAAGAUGCCCCCAGCAACAUGA
Prunus armeniaca (apricot) is the source of this 246-nucleotide messenger RNA. The record is from the annotation of a GenBank genome assembly. NCBI's taxonomy places the organism in Eukaryota, Viridiplantae, Streptophyta, Magnoliopsida, Rosales, Rosaceae.